ACCUUUUUUUCGAUAAAUUCUCUUAAGUCAUGGGGUGUCUUGGCUUCUGUCGGUGGGGCGAUCUUAUUUACCUCCAGAAGGGGGGGCUUCAGCUGUGCAUUUGAAUACAUGGAAAGCUUGCGCAGUAGCGCAGAGAAUUGUCAUACCCAGCGCGUGUUUGGGCGCCACCCCCUUACCUCAUCGCUUCACCCCCUUUUUUUAUUUUUUUCCUUUAAAAUGAUAUGAAAUGUUCUAUCAUUAACCUCUUCAUUGCUGCAUACAUCGCCGAGGGUUCGCGUUUGUCUUUACGUCUGAAGGCAUCCGGCUCCGACUCCUUCUGGAUGUGAAUGUGGAUUGAUAACACUCUGAAGACCUAGAACAGUUUUUCUGCACAACCUCUUGUUCUCCAGAAGCUGUGAGAGAAGACUGUUCUGCUGGAGAAGACUUCAUCCUGUGCUGCUUUCUGAAGACCCUGGAUUUUUCUUUCAUUCACUCUUCUUUUCUUUUUCCUGUGUCCUUCUUCACAUCACCAUGUCCUCUGGCCUUUGCUCUUUCAGCCUCACUCUUCAUCUAAGCUUUCUCCUGGGCUCUGUCUUAGGCUUAAGUUUAGGCCUUGAGUUCAUGGGACUUCCCAACCAGUGGGCCCGCUACCUGCGCUGGGAUGCCAGCACCCGCAGUGACCUCAGCUUCCAGCUCAGGACCAACGUUUCCACCGGCCUUCUGAUCUACUUCGACGAUGGUGGCAUAUGUGACUUCCUCUGCCUCUCUCUGGCGGAUGGCAGAGUUCAGCUGCACUUCAGCAUCGAUUGUGCAGAAACCACGGUUCUAAGUGAUAAGAAGGUGAAUGAUGGCCUCUGGCACUUUCUUAUGGUCAGUCGGAAUAGGCUGAGGACCACAAUGGUUCUAGAUGGGGAGGCUAUUCCUGCAGAGGUCCGACCACAGAGGCAGAGCAUGAAUAUUGUUAGUGACCUCUUCGUAGGUGGCGUGCCUGGGGAUAUCCGCCCCGAUGCUCUGACUCAAAGUACGGUCAGGGACAUACCCAUGUUCUCUGGAUACUUACAGGACCUCAAGUAUGGCAACUCUGAGCCAAGGCUUCUUGGGAGUCAUGGAGUUCGAUUAGAUCUGGAGGGGCUGUGCACUGAUAACCCGUGUGAGAACGGGGGAGCUUGUCUCCUGCUCGAUGGGGAGCCCACCUGUGACUGCACAGCAACUGGCUAUGUGGGAAAGUUCUGCUCUGAAGAUGUCAAUGACAUUCCAGGACUGGCCAAUCUGAUGGUUGAUGACCAAGGGAGAAGUAAAGCAAGAGAGGAGAAUGUGGCCACUUUCCGCGGCUCAGAGUAUUUAUGUUACGACCUGUCCCAGAAUCCAAUCCAGAGCAGCAGCGAUGAAAUUACCUUGUCCUUCAAAACCCGCCAGAGAAAUGGGCUCAUCCUCCACACUGGCAAGUCUGCAGACUACGUCAACCUGGCACUGAAGGGCGGAGCCGUCUCGCUGGUCAUCAAUCUGGGCUCCGGGGCCUUUGAGGCUAUCGUGGAGCCAGCCAAUGAUAAGUUCAAUGACAACGAGUGGCAUGACGUCAAGGUGACUCGGAACCUGCGCCAGCACUCAGGCAUUGGACACGCUAUGGUGACAAUAUCCGUGGACGGUAUUCUGACUACUACCGGUUACACUCAGGAGGACUACACCAUGCUGGGGUCCGAUGACUUCUUCUAUGUCGGGGGGAGCCCCAGUACUGCUGACCUGCCGGGGUCUCCGGUCAGCAACAACUUCAUGGGCUGCUUGAAGGAGGUUGUCUAUAAGAACAAUGACAUCCGUUUGGAGCUCUCACGCUUGGCCAGGAUUGGAGACACAAAAAUGAAGAUCUACGGAGAUGUGGUCUUCAAGUGUGAGAACGUGGCUACUCUGGACCCCAUCAGCUUUGAGAGCCCGGAGGCCUAUAUCAGCCUGCCCAAAUGGAACACAAAGCGCAUGGGCUCCAUAUCCUUUGACUUUCGUACCACAGAGCCUAAUGGCCUCAUUCUCUUCACACACGGGAAGCCACAGGACAGGAAGGACAUAAGGAGUCAGAAGAGCACCAAGGUGGACUUCUUCGCUGUGGAGCUGCUGGACGGUCACCUGUAUCUCCUCUUAGAUAUGGGCUCAGGGACAAUAAAGGUCAAAGCCACCAGCAAGAAGGCCAAUGAUGGCGAGUGGUGUCAUGUGGACAUCCAGCGGGAUGGCCGCUCAGGCACCAUCUCCGUAAACAGCAAGCGAACUCCCUUCACUGCCAGCGGGGAGAGCGAGAUUCUGGACCUAGAAGGGGACAUGUAUUUAGGGGGUCUUCCGGAGAACCGAGCAGGACUCAUCUUGCCCACUGAACUGUGGACUGCCAUGCUGAACUAUGGAUAUGUUGGCUGUAUCCGUGACCUGUUCAUUGACGGGCGCAGUAAAAAUAUUCGUCAGUUGGCGGAGGCUCAGAACGCGGCUGGGGUGAAGUCUUCAUGUUCUCGGAUGAGCGGCAAACAGUGCGAUAGUUACCCCUGUAAGAACAACGCAGCCUGCAGGGACGGCUGGAACCGAUUUGUGUGUGAUUGUACGGGCACAGGACACUGGGGAAGAACCUGUGAACGAGAGGCUUCCAUCCUGAGCUAUGACGGCAGUAUGUACAUGAAGAUAGUCAUGCCAGUUGUCAUGCACACGGAGGCUGAAGAUGUCUCUUUGCGAUUCAAGUCUCAGCGAGCCUACGGGCUCCUGGUGGCCACCACAUCCAGGGACUCUGCGGACACUCUGCGGCUGGAGUUGGAUGGAGGCAAAGUUAAACUCACUGUCAACUUAGACUGUAUCAGGAUAAACUGUAACUCCAGUAAGGGGCCUGAGACGCUUUAUGCGGGGCAGAAGCUGAAUGAUAAUGAGUGGCACACGGUCAGAGUGGUCCGGCGUGGGAAGACCCUUAAACUUACUGUGGAUGAUGAUGUGGCAGAAGGUACCAUGGCGGGGGAUCACACUCGCUUAGAAUUCCACAACAUUGAGACUGGCUCCAUGACAGAGAAGCGCUUUGCCUCGGCUGUGCCCUCAAAGUUUAUUGGACACCUCCAGAGCCUCAUGUUCAAUGGCAUGCUCUACAUUGACCUCUGCAAGAAUGGAGACAUUGACUACUGCGAGUUGAAGGCCCGGUUCGGUGUUCGGCCCAUCAUCGCUGAUCCUGUCACCUUCCGGACCAAGCCCAGCUACCUAACCCUAUCGACCCUGCAGGCCUACACCUCCAUGCAUCUCUUCUUCCAGUUCAAGACCAUCUCACCCGAUGGCUUUAUUCUCUUCAACAGCGGAGAUGGCAAUGACUUCAUCGCGGUGGAGCUGGUCAAGGGGUAUAUCCAUUAUGUGUUUAAUCUUGGAAAUGGGCCAAACGUCAUCAAAGGAAACAGUGAUCGACCCUUAAAUGACAACCAGUGGCAUCAUGUGGUGAUCACACGAGACAACAGCAACACCCACACCUUGAAGGUGGAUGCCAAAGCUGUCACCCAGGUCAUCAAUGGAGCCAAAAAUCUUGAUCUGAAAGGUGACCUGUACAUUGCCGGCCUGGCACAGGGCAUGUACAGCAAUCUGCCCAAACUUGUGGCUUCCAGAGAUGGUUUUCAAGGCUGCCUGGCCUCUGUGGAUCUCAACGGGCGACUCCCUGACCUGAUCAAUGACUCCUCACACCGCAGCGGGCAGAUUGAGCGUGGAUGUGAAGAUGCUUUGACCAAAGCUAAUCUACAAGGUCCAACAACAACCUGUCAGGAAGAUUCCUGUGCAAACCAGGGCGUGUGCAUGCAGCAAUGGGAGGGAUUCACCUGCGACUGCUCCAUGACGUCCUACUCGGGGCCACAGUGCAAUGACCCUGGUGCAACAUACAUAUUUGGGAAGAGCGGAGGCCUCAUCGUGUACACGUGGCCUCACAACGAUCGGCCCAGCACCCGCACCGACCGCUUGGCCGUGGGCUUCAGCACUACUGUCAAAGACGGGAUCCUGGUGCGGAUUGACAGCGCUGCCGGACUGAUGGACUUUCUGCAGCUACACAUAGAACAGGGGAAGGUUGGAGUGACCUUUAACAUUGGGUUAAUGGAUAUAUCUAUACGUGAAGACAGUAACCCUGUGAAUGAUGGCAAUUACCAUGUGGUGAAGUAUACUCGGAAUGGAGGCAAUGCAACUCUACAAGUGGAUAGCCGGCCCGUCAACGAAUACUACCCAGGAGGCAAUACUGAGCUACACCAAAAACCGAAACUGUCCUAUAAGUUGCCUCGGAACCCAGACGACGGCCAGCAAGACAAAGGGCUCAGUAUCUCAGGAAUGGAAGAUGGCACAAGACUUCUGAAUCCUGAGUUCAAGAGAGUGGGAACUGGCGUUGCAAAAGGGCGACCCCUGACCAUCUUUAAUACACAAGCACAGAUAACCAUUGGUGGAAAGGACAGGGGAAGGCCAUUCCAAGGACAGCUUUCUGGUAUCUACUACAACGGCCUGAAAGUUCUCAAUAUGGCUGCUGAACACAACCCUCAUAUCAACAUCAGUGGAAGUGUAAGGCUGGUGGGAGAGGUCCCCUCAAUCCUUGGAACAACGCCUACCACUUCCAUGCCUCCUGAAUUGUCUACAACCAUCAUGGAGACCACCACAACCUUGGCCACUACAACAACGAGAAAGAACCGCUCUUCUCCAGGAUCAGUGCCCACGGAUGACAUUGUGUCGUCAGCAGAAUGUUCUAUCGGCAGUGAUGAUGAAGAUGCGGCAGAAUGUGAUACUGGCACAGGUACGUCAGGAGGUGAAUUAGUUAUACCCUUCCUAGUAGAGGAUCCCUUAGAUACCCCUUCAAUAGCUACACGUGCACCCUCCAUCACCCUCUCCCCUACCUUCCAACCACUUCUCACCAUAAUUGAGACCACCAAAGAUUCCCUGUCUGUGACCCCUGAGGCGGGGUUACCUUGCUUGUCGGACCAAGGCAGCGAAGGUUGUGAUGAUGAUGGCUUGGUGAUAUCGGGGUAUGGCUCAGGGGAAACCUUUGACUCUAACCUGCCCCCUACCGAUGAUGAAGAUUUUUACACCACCCUCUCCUUGGUAACAGAUAAAAGCUUUUCCACAUCAUUCUUCGAUGGUGGCUUCAAAUCACAAGCGCCCAAAUGGGGAUCAAAGGACUUUAGACCUAACAAAGCCUUCGAACCUGGUAGGACUUCUACCACAAGUUUGCCCCCUGAGCUGAUACGCUCCACGUCUGCAUCUGGGAUGGUACCCAUGGUGCCAGCUGGCAAAAUGAAUAUCCAUGAGCUCAAACCCCAGCCAGAUAUAGUGUUGCUACCGUUGCCCACUGCCUACGAGCUAGACAGCACAAAGCUCAGGAGUCCGCUAAUAACAUCCCCCAUGUUCCGUAAUGUGCCCACAGCAAACCCUACGAUGCCGGGAAGCAGACGGGUCCCGGGGCCUUCCGAGGUGGUCCGGGAGUCCAGCAGCACCACAGGGAUGGUCGUUGGUAUUGUGGCAGCCGCUGCUCUAUGCAUCCUGAUCCUCCUGUAUGCCAUGUACAAGUACAGAAACAGGGACGAGGGCUCCUACCAGGUUGAUGAGACAAGGAAUUACAUCAGCAACUCCGCUCAGAGCAAUGGGGCCCUAGUGAAGGAGAAGCAGCACAGCUCUAAGGGCGGCCACAAGAAGCAGAAAAAUAAGGACAAGGAGUAUUAUGUGUAAAAUAACGUUAAAUAAUAUAUGUAAUCAAAGCAAACACAGAUGUGAACUAACAAAAAAAACUCCAUCAGCAAAGGCAAACAUACAUUGCUAUUGAUGUAUAGUAGCAUAAACACCAAGGACCGUAGCAGCAACGUCCUGACAGUGAGUUCUGGAACGGCAGCUGCCUUGUGCCUGAGGCAGGUGUAUGACCGAGAGAGCUGUUACUGUUCUGUCCAGGCUGGACACGGCUAACUUUCUGCUCAACUGUAAUAUAAAGCACACUUACUAUUCUGUUUGCCCUGAAUGGCAAAAACAACAGAAAGAAACUAUAUAAACCUAUAUAUAUCUGUAUACACUCAAACAUGAAAGUUAUGUGAACUCCAGCUGACCAGUUCUAGGGCUCUCUUCUCUAUAUGUGUGGAUCCAGGUCAGAGGAGCCUCUGGGAUCCAUCACAUCACAACUCAGAGAGCCUUAAAAUAUUCAAGCAAGAUAAAAAAGAAAACAAAAAAAAAAGUCAAAGACUCUGAACCGUAUAUAUAUAUUUUUUUUUUCUUCAGUUAUUGUUUUUGGGAGGUUUUUCAUUUUCCUCAAUUUGUUUUAUUUUGUUUUUUUAUUUCUCAAUGCUCUCCCAUCUUAAUGAUAUAUACCACAUGGCCAGAUGUAGCCAUGUACAGCCAAGGAACUGUAGAGUCCAUGUACAAUAGCUGAUGCGUGCGCUGAGUGCCUGUGCCGAGUGUCUGCGGAUUAAGACUGAUGCCAUAUACAGUCAUUGUGUGUUCUCUUUCAUAUCAGGUUGUGGUGUCCAUAGAACAUAUUGUUUGCAGGAUGUUUAAAUAAUAAGAAAAACUAUUGUAGGGAGAGGACUGGUGAGGGCUUGGGUCUGUUGUGAGAUCUGGCCAGUGUUUGUAGAUACACAAAAUACCGUCACAAGGCCAAAUCUGCCUGUGAGAAAGGGGCGAGGAAGCCUCUGUCCUUAUGUUCUUGCAGCCAAACAUCAACAAUUGAAAACGAGCCUGAAACGGGAAUCAAAUAUAUUGGAGACAAAACAAAAAAAAAACUACAAAAAAACAUCCUUCUACAAAGGAAGAAGUAUCCGAGACUUUUUCUUUGCAUUCUGGUUUUGUGACUUCCUGCAAUGCAUGCAAAAAAUAAAAAUAAAGUUUCAAUUUAAAAAAAACAAAAA
Hyla sarda is the source of this 6830-nucleotide messenger RNA. It is a transcript of the gene NRXN3, whose product is annotated as neurexin 3. The transcript is spliced from 25 exons. Bases 511 to 5667 code for a protein of 1718 amino acids. The record is from RefSeq and is a predicted model, not a curated record. Lineage: Eukaryota; Metazoa; Chordata; Amphibia; Anura; Hylidae.